Molecule: messenger RNA, 1611 nt
Organism: Paraphaeosphaeria sporulosa
Lineage: Eukaryota; Fungi; Ascomycota; Dothideomycetes; Pleosporales; Didymosphaeriaceae
Exons: 3
Coding region: 1-1611 (536 amino acids)
Source: RefSeq, a predicted model, not a curated record
AUGGCCAACUUGAUCCGGCCAGCGGCUGACCGCAGGACCACAACGCACACCCGAUCGCGCUCCCCGCCGCACGAGGUCGCAAAGCAGGCCGCCAUCCAGCAGCAGCAGCAGCAGCCGCCCGCCGCGCCCAUAUCCACGCGCCGCCCGUCCAAAGCCCUCGCGCAGCCUGCAGACGCCCCCAAUGCAAGAGACGCCGCGUCGCCCGCCCGUGCCAGCGCGCGAAAGCGCUCCAUCGCCGACGUCGACACGCCCGAUGCGCGACCGCAGUCAAAGGCCAAGCAAAGACGCUCCUACGACGACCUGUCGACGUGGGCAGACGAUGCAACAAAGAAGCUGCACGGCAAUGUCGACGACGCCCCGUCCGGCGCGUCGACGCCCAAGCCCCAGGACACGCCCGCCGCCAUGGCCGACAAGAAGAGCCUACGCAGCAAGGGCUCGGUUCGCAAAGCCAGCGUGCUGGCCGAGAUCUUCACUCCAGACGGAUACGACGACAUCUUGGCGGGUUUCGGUCCCGUCGACAGCGCCGAGAGCAAUGCAUCCUCGAUAGGCAGCGACGACCAGAUCGCGCUGGUAGACGAGCCGCUCACGGCCGCCCAGCUCGCCGCGUACCGCGAGACGCUCAGGGAAAAGGCCGCCCAGGCGCGUGCCAAAAACCAAACCGGCGAGCCAGCCCCCCACCACGUCUACAGGCCGCUCCCGCCCGAGGACUACUCGCCGUACGCGAGACUGCCCGCGGCUGCAGACCCCCUCGCAGAUGGCGUCUCGCGAUACGCGAAAGAGCACAAGCGGCACGAGCGCGAGGAGCGCAAGGAACGCAACUUGGACGUCGAGCGGCACCAGUUCCGCAUGUCCAAGGCGCCGGCCGUGCUCGAGGAGCUCGAAGGCGACGACUGGCACAAGGUCUUUGUCAUUGACAAGAGCGAGCGCAAGGCCUGGGAGCCGAAGCGCGCGCACGUCAUCAACCUGCUGCGGACCGCGCUCGCGAGGCAGGACGCGUUUCGCGAUAUUGAGCUGAAGAAACGGCGGCGGGAGAAGGAGAGGCGCAAGAGGGAGAGGGAGGGGACCGAGGACGAGGACGAGAGCGAGGACGAGCAUCCCAAAAAACGCCCGCCCCGCCACCCCAGGCCCUCCAAGCCGCACCCCUCUCCACCGCCAGUAUCACCACCCAAGCGCCGCCCGCCCCGCCCUCAGGGCUACAUCCUCGACAUUCCUCCCGCGCCUGCCGUCCCGCCCACCCCCUUCAAAUCCUUCUACCGCCCCGGCCAGCGUCCCGCCUUCCCCAAUCCCUCCACCCACAACUCCAACACUAACCCCUCUACCAACGCAAAUCCCUCCCCACGCAAAGCCACACGCUCCGCCGCCCCGCCCCCCUUCGGCGUCCCCUUGCCCCGCAUCUUGACCAUGGUCGACGACGAGGUGUUGCUCGAGAUGCUCAAGGCGGACCAAGAGUAUGCGCGCGAGGGCCUGCCGACCGAGGAGGCGCUGCUAGAAGAUGAGCGGAGUUUUUCCGUGUUUGUGCUGGGCGGCGAGGUAGUGCAGGCGCAGUUUCUGCGGGAGAACGAGAGGAUGCGGCGGGUGCGGCGGAGGACGAGAGCGAGUGGCGAGAACUGA